AUGACGCUGUACUACAGUCUGGUAUUCGUCCUUCUCAUGGCCGAGAUGGCCCUCUUCAUGGGGCUCAUCAUUCCCAUGCCCUUCACUGUGAAGCGAAAGAUGUUCAACUUCAUCUCCGAGUCCCCCAUUGUGGCCAAAUUACAAUACGGCAUGAAAAUCACCUUCAUAUUUAUCUUGAUCCUCUUUGUCGACAGCGUCAACCGCGUCUACCGUGUGCAAGUUGAGAUGUCUGCGCUCAUGAAGGAUUCCACUGGUGCUGGACGUGCUGCCGCUGUCGGUUCCGAGCGCAUGGAGGUGCAAGCCCGCAAAUUCUACAGCCAGCGCAAUAUGUACCUGACGGGCUUCACCCUCUUCCUGUCCCUCAUCCUCAACCGUACCUACAUGAUGAUCCUUGACGUCCUGCGUCUGGAGGAGAAGGUCAAGAUGUACGAGGGCGACUCGGCCGCCGACCCAUCCAAGAAGGAUACCCAGAAGCUUGACGAGGGCUACCGUGCCGAUGCCAUUGGACAGCUGAAGAAGGACUUGCAGAAGAAGGACAAGGAGCUCGAGGGUAUGAAGAAGCAGGCCGAUGGGCUCCGUAGAGAGUACGACGAGCUGAGUGUCAAGUACAACAAUCUGAACCCCGGCGACGGCAACAAGAAAGGGAACUAG
Cyphellophora europaea CBS 101466 is the source of this 651-nucleotide messenger RNA. RefSeq lists its product as uncharacterized. Bases 1 to 651 code for a protein of 216 amino acids. The transcript has 3 exons. The record is from RefSeq and is a predicted model, not a curated record. Gene Ontology annotation, cellular component: endoplasmic reticulum membrane; endoplasmic reticulum. Lineage: Eukaryota; Fungi; Ascomycota; Eurotiomycetes; Chaetothyriales; Cyphellophoraceae. Gene Ontology annotation, biological process: endoplasmic reticulum to Golgi vesicle-mediated transport; intracellular protein transport.